UCCCCUGAAUCCAUUCGUUUAUUGUCUCUUUCCUUCUAGUUGUUUAGAAGGUUUAGAGAACAAUUUUGACUUUUUCCUCGUCUUUCCUACAUAUAUCCUUACCCUCAUCUCCUUCUAACUUACGGUUUAGAGGGUUGAGGGCGAAAUAGUGGGGCAAAAGUUAAAUAAACCGUGAGGUCCCACUAUUCGCCCUCUUUCACCACCGACAUCCCCCAGGACUAGUGUCUUGUCCAGUUUUAGUGUUUUUUUUGUGUUUUUUUGUUUUUAUUUUUAAAAAAUGGUGAAAGUGACAUGUUCAGGAGCGUGCCAGGAGCACUUAGCCCGCGAGGUAAGUUUUUUACAUAUUUUUUGCAUGUUUCUUCGUUGUGUUUCGCGGUUUGUGGUGUGUGACGUUUUUCUCGCGGUUCAUUUUGGUGUUUUUUCGUGUGAUUUUUAAUAUCUUUUUGUUGCGGGGUAUACGUUUCGCGUUUUUUCAAAUCCGCGUAUUUUUUUUGUGUCGUGUUUUUUGUUGUUGUUAUAGUUUAUUGAUCUUUUUUGUUUUUCUUUUGUUUUAGUUUUUAAAUUGAUUUUGGGCGUUUUAGUUUUUCAAUUUUUCAUUUGUUUUAGUUUUUAGAUUUUCCGUUUUUCGCUUGUUUUAGUUUUUUUUUAAAUUCAUUCUGUUUGUCUUUUUUUUUGUUUGUAAAUUUUUAAUUGAUUGUGCUUUUUUUUUAUUUUACAGAUGCAGGCAACCAGGAGGGAACGGGCCUACCUGAGGGAGGCCAAUGCGUGGCUGCGCUGGGAGGACGCAGAGGGUGAAACCCUGGAAGGCGAAAAUAUUUUCGCCAUCCAGGAUUUGCACGCCAGGGCCGCCAAAUGGUUGGCGGAUGCCGAGGACGAGGCCUUCAUGGCCGGAGCCCGUUGGGAAGGAGGUGUCGGUCCGGACACCCCGAGAGCGCGGUGGGUCCGCGCUGUGAGGCGCGAGGCGCGAGCCCUGGAGGCCGAGGGCGAGCAGGUGCUCGCCCUCUACGAUGUCGAGGAUGCCUGGGCCCUCAGGAUCCUCUUCGGGGAGGAGUCCACCCAGCCUGACCUGACGGAGGAGGACUGGUCCCUGGAGCAGUGGGACUGAGAUCCCCCU
This is a messenger RNA of Diachasmimorpha longicaudata, 1114 nucleotides long. RefSeq lists its product as uncharacterized. The coding region runs from base 719 to 1105 and encodes 128 amino acids. The transcript is spliced from 2 exons. The record is from RefSeq and is a predicted model, not a curated record. NCBI's taxonomy places the organism in Eukaryota, Metazoa, Arthropoda, Insecta, Hymenoptera, Braconidae.